Myotis lucifugus (little brown bat) is the source of this 980-nucleotide messenger RNA. RefSeq names its product BRCA2 and CDKN1A-interacting protein. Gene Ontology annotation, cellular component: nucleus. NCBI's taxonomy places the organism in Eukaryota, Metazoa, Chordata, Mammalia, Chiroptera, Vespertilionidae. The record is from RefSeq and is a predicted model, not a curated record. The transcript is spliced from 5 exons. The annotation marks the transcript as partial.
CUUUUCCUCAAGGCACCUGUCAACACUGCCGAACUGACGAAUCUCUUAAUUCAGCAGAACCACAUCGGGAGUGUGAUUAAGCAAACGGAUGUUUCAGAAGACAGUGAUGAUGAUGUGGACGAAGAUGAGAUUUUUGGUUUCAUAAGUCUUCUCAAUUUAACUGAACGAAAGGGGACCCAGUGUGCGGAGCAGAUUAAAGAGCUGACCCUGAGCGGCUGCGCCAAGAACUGUGAGAAGAGCGUGGUCGAGCAGCUGGACAAGCUCUUCAAUGACCCCUCCCGGCCCGUGGGCCUGCUCCUGAGCGAGCGGUUCAUCAACGUGCCUGCGCAGAUCGCGCUGCCCAUGCACCGGCAGCUCCAGAAAGAACUGGCGGAGGCACACAAGACCAACAAGCCGUGUGGGAAGUGUCACUUCUACCUUCUGAUCAGCAAGACGUUUGCGGAAGCAGGAAAAGGCAAUUCCAAAAAGAAGCAGAGCAGCCAAAAGAACGAUGAGUUAAUGUUUGCGAAUGCAGAGGAAGAAUUUUUCUACGAGAAGGCAGUCCUGACGUUCAGCUACUCAGUGCAGGAGGAGAGCGACUCGUGUCUGGGCGGCAGGUGGUCCUUCGACGACGUCCCGAUGAAGCCCCUGCGCACCGUCAUGCUGGUCCCGUGUGACAGGAUGGGCGAGAUCAUGGCGGCGCUGGAGGAACAUCUGUCUGUCUAGCCGCUUCCCACCGAGAGGGCGUGCUGUGUUUGUAAAAUCACCAGAAAACCCAGUGGAGUUUUACUGAAAAACUCGAGACUUUAUUUAGCUUUAGCUUCUCUACACAAAGUAGGGUUCUGUCGCCUGUGUCUGUGACACAUUUACAAAAUAGUGUUUAAAAAAUUUUUGGUCAAAUUAUGUACGUUUGAUUAAAAACCUUCCCCGUAAGAAGAAAAACGUGGAGCAGUUAUUGAAAGAACUCAAUAAAAACGUCUAUAUUUUAUUUUUAAAUAAUA